AUGUCUGGAGUGGUCGAUGCCAAUGACUCACACAGUUCAAUCCUAAUUGAGAAUGUAUUGAUCAAGAAGGAGUUUAGAUCCAAAGGUUAUGGAAGUUUGAUUGUUGAGGAGCUUGAAAGAGUGGCACUGAGUAAGGGAUACACAAAGUUCUAUUUGAAUACACAUGAUCAAUCACAGUUCUACAUGAGACUUGGAUAUAAUGUAUGUGCACCAUUGGCUGCAUCAAAGUUCACAUCGGCAUUCAUGGCCAAGGAUGGAUCGAAUGACCGAACAAGCGCAUUACUACGAAUCUUUGGAGGCGGAGGUGGCAAGCCCACUCCCGCACCUGUUGCUCCAACAUCCACCACUACCUCACCUUAUGACCAGGUCAAAGAUAAGAAGGAGUCAUCAUCUUCAUCAGAGCCUGCAUUGGUAUGGAUGUCCAAGUUCAAUAAACAACCACAAGUCGACAUGAAAUGGGAAGUCGACGAAUCGUUUUGA
Messenger RNA from Acytostelium subglobosum LB1, 480 nucleotides. RefSeq lists its product as hypothetical. NCBI's taxonomy places the organism in Eukaryota, Evosea, Eumycetozoa, Acytosteliales, Acytosteliaceae. Gene Ontology annotation, cellular component: cytoplasm. The record is from RefSeq and is a predicted model, not a curated record. The coding region runs from base 1 to 480 and encodes 159 amino acids. Gene Ontology annotation, biological process: protein acetylation. The transcript has 3 exons. Gene Ontology annotation, molecular function: acetyl-CoA binding; N-acetyltransferase activity.